CAUAACUGUGUCUUGUUUACCAGCUUGUAGCUCGCAAGUCUCUUAGUAAUAGUGAUCACUGCCGUAGAGCGUUUCACCAUCACUGUGAGUAAUCAUCAUGAACACUUUUCCGAGUUUUUUUCGAGUUUCAGCACCAACACCACCAGAAUCACCAUUAAACUUUGCUGAUGUUCCACUGGAUUUAACUUCAUCAUAUUCCAACAUGAGUUAUUCACCUUCACCCCCAAGCCGAACGCCAUCUUUACCAUCAUAUUCCCCAUCACCCUCAUUCACAUCCGAAUGCCGAAAAAACAAAACUCCUGAACAACUUAAAGACGAAGCUUAUCGCUUGAAGAGGGACAAAAACAAUAUUGCUGCAAAAAAGUCCCGUGAUGCUCGGCGUGCUCGAGAAGAAGCUACGAAAGAGGAGGCUGAAAGACUCAAGCAUAUUGUGCUCAUAUUAAAGACGGAAAACGAAAUGUUGAGACGCGAAGUGGAACAUCUCAAAGGAUCUAUCAAGGAGAGACAAGCUUAAUUGUAUAAAAUUGAUUAAGGUUUACUCAAUUUUAGCCCUUUCAUCCAAUUCCUCAUCUCAUCUAUUAGGAUGCCUUUCAACAAGCUUCAAACUUCCAUUUACUUUUCUAUUGUUAGACAUUUGUUUUUCAUUACUGUCAAACCUCGAAUAAUGUCACACUCUCAAAAUGUCAUGUUAAUAGAGUAAACACCAUUUUUUCAUUCAUUUCUUUGUGUCCAAAUUUACAGUAAAGCUACUGAAGA
Tetranychus urticae (two-spotted spider mite) is the source of this 756-nucleotide messenger RNA. RefSeq lists its product as uncharacterized. Gene Ontology annotation, biological process: regulation of transcription by RNA polymerase II. Lineage: Eukaryota; Metazoa; Arthropoda; Arachnida; Trombidiformes; Tetranychidae. Gene Ontology annotation, molecular function: DNA-binding transcription factor activity, RNA polymerase II-specific; RNA polymerase II cis-regulatory region sequence-specific DNA binding. The record is from RefSeq and is a predicted model, not a curated record. Gene Ontology annotation, cellular component: nucleus.